Messenger RNA from Phyllotreta striolata, 1503 nucleotides. The record is from the annotation of a GenBank genome assembly. Lineage: Eukaryota; Metazoa; Arthropoda; Insecta; Coleoptera; Chrysomelidae.
CGGUGGAGAUUCGUACCCAAUUCUCGACACAAAAUGAUCGUAAUCGACGAAAAUAUGGUCCUCAAAUUGCUGGACUGGGACAAAACAUUCCAAGCCAUGGAGGUAGCAAUGAGACGCUGUACCGAGAAAAGAAUAGUGCAAACAGCCAGAAGCAAAACUCAAGUACUAGAUAAGCCCAACUUGUUGGUUUCCAUGCCGGGUUAUUUAGAAGACAGCACCUUCGGUGCUCUGGGAUGUAAACUAGUAACAUUCUUUCCCACCAACAGCAACCUGCCCAAACCACUACCCACAGUGAUGGCCAGUAUUUUGCUAUUCGACGAAACUACCGGCCUACCGAAGGCAUACGUAGGUGGAUUCGAAAUCACGAAAUGGAGAACAGCAGCGGCCUCUGCGGUGGCUACUCAGCACAUUUACGCCAAGCGAUCCAAACCCUUGCGAGUUCUGGCCAUCUUGGGAGCCGGGGAACAGGGCCGUGCUCACGCCGAUUGCUUCAAACACUGCUUCAACUUCCAAGAAAUAAGAGUAUGGAACAGAACCGCCUCCAAAGCCAAAAGUCUAGUCGACGAAUACAACAAAAAAUACAACACGAACAUCUUCAAGCACUGCGAAAGCAACGAGAAAUGCGUUAGGGGCGCCGAUGUGAUCGUCGCUGUGACCAACACCAGCGAGCCCAUCGUCAUGGCCGAUUGGGUGAAAGCGGGAGCGCAUAUUAACUCCGUGGGGCUCGGAAAGACUCACCACAGCGAGGUGGAGGAGAAGUUGUACUUCGACGCUGACGUGUACAUCGAUCACUGGGAGGGAGCCAGAGCUGAAUUGUCCGGUUUGAUAAAGGCCGGUGUGCAAUUCAAAGGGGAAGUUGGGAGUGUUAUAGCUAAUGAAGUUCAAACGGAAGAUGCCAACAGGGUGACGAUUUUCCAAAGCUUAGGUAUGGCUGUUGAGGAUUGCGCCAUGGGUCGACUAAUAUACGACACUUAUUUAAAAACCCACUCGAAUUGAAGGGAUGUAGAUAAAUUGGGCGCAAAAGGAAUUGAAAAUUUAUAGGUAAAUUGGGCGUGUGAAUUAAAGUGUCGCCAAAAAAUAACCACAAAUUCGAUAAAUUACAUUUUUUGCGUUGUACGCGAAUAGGUGGGAUUUUAAGAUGCGUUCGAUGAUACAUAAACUGUCACAAUUGACAUUUCGUACGACAGAAGAUUAAUAGAGAUGGGAAUCUAUUUUUUGGUAUAGAGCUGCGUAAAGACUGUUACAAAAUAAGCGUUAUUUCUCAAAUAUUCUUAACCUGGAUAUUCUACUACAUCCUACACUGUAAAUUUGUUCAUUUCCCUACUUUUUUCACGGAAAAAUUUCAAUUUCGUUACAAUGAACCCAACCAAUCCCUUUACCUACCUGAAACACAUUCUCUUCCCCAAUUUACCUAUACUUACAGGAUUAAAAUACUUUUUUAAUACCCAUUAAAUAUAUAUAUUUUUGCGCCCAAUUUACAUAGUCUUUGUUUUCACCACUGCU